CUUGUGAAGGGCACACACACACUGGCACGGGAUCUUAUUAAGCCCAGUAAAAAUUUCAAAUGUGCCGGCGCGCUAAUCGAUUUCUUCUUACCUUACAACCGAGCAGACGACCAUCACCAUUAUACAAUAUACAGAAAGAUGUCGAUCCUAAGGCAAUCUUCAAGCUAUUUGCUUCAUGCAAAGCCCAUGAUCGCAGGAACCUCGAAGCAAGUACGGUGUUUCACUUCUGGUGCUCGUUUGAUGGAAGAAGAUGCUGCUGCCGCAUCUCAAAAGCUCAAUGCUGAUUUCGCUGCCGCCCUUCGACGUGCGAUUGCCGGUCAGCAAAAAGGACCAAAAAGUGAAGGUGGUGAGCAAAAAGGACCAAGACAUGAAGGUGGUCAGCAAAGAGAAGCAAGAAGUCAAGACGGACAACAGCCUGCAUCAGAGUCCAGAGUAAGGAAAUCUGCAGACUUCAGAGGGAAAAGACAGACAGGCGGAGAUCGUUCAGCCACAACUAACAGACGAACAAGGUCUAGAUUAUUCAGAAAAACAGGUGACGUGCAACCCGUUGAUGAUGGAGCACCAAUGGCAAGAAUACAAACCCAAGUAAAGCCAAUAACGAAUUGGGAAAGUGGAAAUAAGGCCGCAGUACCAUACACUCGAGUACCUUAUGCAUUACCAAAAGUCGAUCUUGCUUCUUUAAAAGAAAAUCUUACAAAACAAAAUACACCAAAGACAUGGCAUCCUUUGAAAGAGGCAAACAGACUUUUGUCUCUUAAAGGCACUUCAAACUUUACACUCGUACAAGGCGGACGAAAAGAUCCCACCCCUGUUGCACGAUCGGGCAUCAGUCAAGGUGCGGAGCCUGUUAAACUAGUUGGAAGGAAUGUAGGCGAUAACGCCGAUGAGAAAACCAUCUCGAUAGCCAAAGAAGCAAAGGAAGCACGCAUUCAAGCAAUUAGAGAAAAUGUGGGCGGUGAUUAUAGUCGUUUCGAUGCAAAAGAGUUUGUGGUUGGUAAAGGUGAACUUUCAAAUGAGGUUGCUCAAGCCGUAGCAAGCAAUGACGAUAUGGCCCCAACCCAUAAAGGAUACACCGCAAAGAAUAUCCGCCAAAUUCUCAAUCAGGCUGGAGCAUGACCGUUUCAUAGACAUCCAACAAAACAUUAAAUGAUUG
Molecule: messenger RNA, 1153 nt
Organism: Meira miltonrushii
Lineage: Eukaryota; Fungi; Basidiomycota; Exobasidiomycetes; Exobasidiales; Brachybasidiaceae
Exons: 1
Coding region: 139-1116 (325 amino acids)
Source: RefSeq, a predicted model, not a curated record